Messenger RNA from Triticum dicoccoides, 910 nucleotides. RefSeq lists its product as uncharacterized. Lineage: Eukaryota; Viridiplantae; Streptophyta; Magnoliopsida; Poales; Poaceae. The record is from RefSeq and is a predicted model, not a curated record. The transcript has 3 exons. The coding region runs from base 84 to 602 and encodes 172 amino acids.
CGCAGUCGCACCGUCGUCGCACGCUGGGCGUUGGUAAACCCUGACGAAAGAAAUUCCCCUUCUCUCGCUCCCCCCGUCCCGUGAUGGCAGCACCGGCGCCCGGCGCCGGCGCCGUCGAGGUUUCCAUGGGUUUCACUUCACGGAUUGGCGUUCGUGUCACGCAGGACGCCAAGGCGAAGGCGUUGGUGGCCGCGAAGAUCAAGGAAGGGGAGGACAAGGUGCGGAUGAUAGGACAGUACGCGGUGCGGACGGACCGCGCGAUCGACGCGCUGGAGAAAAAGGUGCAGGACCUCGAGGCGGUGAUGGAUCUCGAGCUGAUGCUCGGCCAGUACUGCGCCGACCUCUCGGACAUGCACAAGGCGCGCCACUACUACCGUGCCGUCUCGCUCUCGGAGAAAGAGGAGCUGUCCCUCCGCCAAAUCGACGACUUCGCCGCCGCCACCAUCGCCGAGUAUGAGGCCAGCGUCGGCCCCGUCCCGGCCUUCGACAACCACCUCAGCCUGUUCAGCAAAGACAUCCCACUGGAGUUCCCCGAACCCUUAGCUCCCCCUCCCGCUUCUUCGGCUCCGGCUUCGGCUUCUCACCACGAGCCUGCUGUGUAGAAUGGAGGGGAUGUUGCAUGCUAAGAGAUGAUCACCUGGAGCACCCCAUCCCUUUCAUUUCUUCGCCCCCGUCAUCCAAGUCGGCUAUCAUGGUUCUAGGGGCUUUGAGCCUAUUUUAAGCACGUCUGCAGUUUUGACUGAUGGUGAUUAAUUUAAACUUGGAGCUGUGAGAUUGUCAGUACGAGUGUAGCUAUGAACAUCUCGGAUGUAUGCGAACAUGUGGGUUCUGAGGUUUGAUUCAUGCUUGCAUUGCUCUGUGCCUGGUGAAUUAUGAAUGCAAUCAUCACAUCGUUUCUAUUACUGGUGCA